Dichotomopilus funicola is the source of this 1167-nucleotide messenger RNA. RefSeq names its product tyrosine--tRNA ligase, cytoplasmic. The coding region runs from base 1 to 1167 and encodes 388 amino acids. The record is from RefSeq and is a predicted model, not a curated record. The transcript has 3 exons. Gene Ontology annotation, biological process: tyrosyl-tRNA aminoacylation. Gene Ontology annotation, molecular function: ATP binding; tyrosine-tRNA ligase activity. Lineage: Eukaryota; Fungi; Ascomycota; Sordariomycetes; Sordariales; Chaetomiaceae. Gene Ontology annotation, cellular component: cytoplasm.
AUGGCGGCCGCGGACGCAGACCAGCGCUUAGCGCUCAUCAACGAGAACCUCGCCGAGGUACUCAACGAGGAAAUCAUCAAAAAGAUCCUCGACGAGGGGCGGCAUCCCAAGAUUUACUGGGGUACCGCGACAACAGGCCGCCCGCACUGCGGCUACUUCGUCCCCGCCAUCAAGAUCGCCCAGUUCCUCGCCGCCGGCUGCGAUGUGACCAUCCUCCUGGCCGACAUCCACGGCUUUCUUGACAACCUCAAGGCGCCGCUGGAGCUGGUGAUGCACCGCGCCGAGUUCUACCGUCACAUUAUCACGACCAUGUUGCAGGCCGUUGGCGUGUCGACCGAGAAGCUGCGCGUCGUGCUCGGCAGUUCGUACCAAAAGAGCCCCGAGUAUGUCAUGGAUGUCUACAAGAUGGCGUCGCUCAUCUCGGAACACGACGCCAAGAAGGCCGGCGCCGAGAUCGUUAAACAGACAGAUAAUGCGCCGCUGUCGGGCCUGCUGUACCCUAUCCUGCAGGUGCUGGAUGAGCAGUAUCUCGACUGCGACGCCCAAUUCGGUGGUAUGGACCAGCGCAAGCUGUUCACGGCUGCCAAGGAUUGGUUACCCAAGAUUGGCUACCGGGAGCGUGCGCAUUUGCUUAACGCCAUGGUGCCCGGUCUGCACGGUGGCAAGAUGAGCUCGAGUGACCCGGACAGCAAGAUCGACUUGCUGGACUCACCGGAGACGGUGGCUAAGAAGAUCAAGAAGGCGCACGCUGCGCCGCAAGUGGUUGAGGAGAACGGGCUAAUUGCGUUUAUCGAAUAUGUCCUGCUUCCAGCCGCGCGCCUACGUGGGAACGGGGAGUUCCGCGUUGAGCGCGAGAGGGACGGGCUGGAGACGCUCGUGUACAAGGAUGCGGACAAGAUUCGGGAGGAUUACAAGAACGAUGUGUUGACACCACAACUCCUUAAACCCGCUGUCACCAGGGACCUGAAUCUACUCUUAGCCCCUAUUCAGGAGGCCUUCAAUGCUUCCAAGGAGUGGCAAGAAAUUGGCGAGAAGGCCUACCCACCACCGCCCAAGAAGGAGAAGAAGGUCAAGAACAAGGGGACUCGCUACCCCGGAGGAGCGCCGCCAGCAAAGGGAGCUGAGGAGGAACUCCCAGUACGGCCGAGCGAAGGGACGCCGAAUUGA